AUGGUAAGGAUUAGAGGGGGAUCCGUGAGUGCCGGACGCACUUUCAGGCUGCGUGACGAAGAGGAUGAAGAUGUUCAAGUUGUUGAACCCUUCAUCAAAUCACCCAAGAAGAAAACUGGAAAUCGAGGUGGAAAAAUGAAACAAUCUGCAAGAAAAAAGCAGAAUGUGCAAACUAGAGAGCCAUCUGCUGAACCAUCUGAUGAGCAGAUGGGGGAACAGCAAUCUGAAGGGCAUCCAGUGAAUGACAAUAAAGAGAAAUCAGUGCAGCCCACCAAUGCAGAUGUAACAGUAAUCAAAUCACCCAGAAAAGGAAAAAGGAUUGCCAAAAGGAAGAGCAUUGCUCAACCCAAGGAAAAACAAACUGUUGAUCCUUUAGGGGAUCAGCAGAAUGCAGAAAAAACUGUUGAGGAACAGCAAACUGAGGAACCAUUUACCAGGAGAUCACCAAGGACAAGGUCUGGUGUCCAGAGUGCUGCGCAAACUGCUCAGCGCAGUGGAAAAAGAAAGCGUCCUGAGCAACCUGAGACCCACACUGCUACUGAACCCACUCCUCUACCCAAAUUCAUCGACGAUGAAGCUAAAGAAAGGUUUGAAUGGAUCUCGCAGAAGGGUUUCAUCACCCAGAGGACCAUUAUCCCCUACGAAUUCCGUAAGCUUGAUCUUGAACAUGUUCUCAACCUAAAAUCAGCCUCUAAGUUUCCUUCAUCCAACCUUGAGGUCAUCACUCUGCUUGAGGAUCUCAAACAGCAUAUCCUACUUCUUGAAGAUGGGUUGAUGACGACCAUGACUUCUGAACAACAAGCCACCUUCGUUGCCAAAAGAAAUCUGCUUGUACCUCCCAUUCCUCUAGAAAAUGAAACUGCACAGCGAAAGGAGUUCGGAACUGAGCCAACUGCUGAAACUACUCCACAGUACUGUGCCUCCAUUUCUCAACCACAGGGCAAGGGAAAAACUCCGGCAACUGAUGGAGGAACUGAAGAGGAUGAUGAUGAUGAUGAGGAUGAGGACACUGAGGAAGAAGACCCUGUUCAGUUUCGUCUGGCUAGAAGAAGGUCUAGACCUUCCAAGAUCACAUUUUAG
Molecule: messenger RNA, 1080 nt
Organism: Coffea eugenioides
Lineage: Eukaryota; Viridiplantae; Streptophyta; Magnoliopsida; Gentianales; Rubiaceae
Exons: 2
Coding region: 1-1080 (359 amino acids)
Source: RefSeq, a predicted model, not a curated record